GGCAGGCUCCUGGGAGGAAGCGGGCGGUGGCACACACAGGGCGGCGAGAGCGCGCGGGGCAAGGGCCAGGAAGGCGAACCGCUCCCUAACCCACGACCCUGAUCCAUACCUCUCUCUUCUUCCCCUCACCCACCCCGAGACUGGCCCGCCUCGACCCUCUCCAGCUCCCGGAACCUUGGGGACGCGGAACCUCCGCGCCGGAGCGCGGGCGCGGGGGACCCGGAGGGCAAUGGAGAAGGCGCGCGGGCCGCGGGCCGAGGCCGACUCUCCAGAGGAGGAGGAAGAGGAGGGCCCGGCGGGCCGCGGCCCGCUACCGGCCGCAGCCAGUGGCGCAGGUCCGGCGGUCCUGCAGGUCGCCGGCCUCUACCGGGGCCUGUGCGCGGUGCGCAGCCGCGCCCUGGGCCUGGGACUCGUGUCGCCAGCGCAGCUGCGUGUGUUCCCCGUGCGCCGCGGCUCAGGCGGGCCGGGGGGCGCCGACGGCAGCGGGGUCGGGGCAGAGCUGGAAGCCAAUCCCUUCUACGACCGCUAUCGCGACAAGAUCCAGCAGCUGCGCAGGUCAGACCCAGCUGCUUUUGAGUCUCGCCUGGAGAAGCGCAGUGAGUUUCGGAAGCAGCCAGUGGGGCACUCCAGGCAGGGUGAUUUCAUCAGAUGUGUGGAGGAGAAGACAGACGCCUUGGGGAAACACCCUCUAAGCAGAGGAUUCACUAAGAACAAGACUCUCAGUUCAAUCUUUAACAUUGAGAUGGUGAAAGACAAAACAGCAGAAGAAAUAAAACAGAUUUGGCAGCAAUAUUUUGCAGCAAAAGACACAGUCUACGCAGUUAUUCCUGAAAAGAAGUUUGAUUUGAUCUGGAACCGGGCUCAAUCCUGUCCAACAUUUCUGUGUGCACUGCCCAGAAGGGAAGGUUAUGAGUUCUUUGUAGGACAAUGGACUGGUACUGAACUCCACUUCACUGCACUUAUAAAUAUUCAGACUCGAGGGGAAGCUGCUGCCAGCCAGCUGGUUUUAUAUCACUACCCUGAACUUAAGGAAGAGAAGGGCAUAGUGCUAAUGACAGCAGAAAUGGAUCCCACGUUUCUGAACAUCGCAGAGGCACAGUGUAUCGCCAACCAAGUUCAGCUCUUCUAUGCUACGGAUCGGAAAGAAACCUUUGGCUUAGUGGAGACCUUUAACUUCAGACCAAAUGAGUUCAAAUACAUGUCUGUCAUCGCUGAAUUGGAGCAAAGUGGACUGGGAGCACAACUGAAAUGUACCCAGAACCAGGAUAAGACUUAGCACUGUAAGGGCUGGCCCUUCAAAGAGUCGGCUCAGCCUGGGAAGGGUAGAGCCCACCCACCUCCUUGAACUCAAAAGCACAGCGUCUAUGAUGAACAGCGUGUGGUGAGCUGCCCUGAAUGCUUAUUGUAAGCAGUGAUUGUAGAUAUGUGUCCUAUUACUUGAUAUUCAGGAACGAAGGUACCAAGUAUUCUGAUCAUUAUUUCUCGGCAUAUGUGAGGUUUCUCUUUAAGUAUUCGAUGCCAUAGCAAGAGACAGCCUGGACUUACAAGAUUAUCGACUAGAUUUUAUACAGUAUAACAGUGGAGUUGCAUUCUGGCCAUUCUGACCUCAUAGCUCCCAGAUGAUCAGUUCUUCAUUGUUAUGGACUUGUGACAGGAUAACAAGCUUGAAGACCUGCUCUUAGGUAUGGGCUUUAUGUACAGUUCCCACGUGCCGGUGAGCUGGCCAAAGGCAUAACCAAAUAUUCUGUUUAGACUCUAGGAAAACCAGGUAUUCCCAUCAGGGUAAAGACUUCAUCUAGAUGCCCCCCAGAUUUGCCUUUAGUGUAGUAGAUUUAAGGGUGCGGGCGAAUUUCGGGUAUAGUUAGAUAAACAGUAUCGUGCCUGCAUAGUAAUAAACCGGAGCUCAUGGCACCUGCUCCACUAGCUCUGCUUAUUAGAAACCAUGUUGUAAAGGGGGCACAUCAGCACAGUGUGAGUAGAUUAAAACACUUUCUUAGGGAGAAAAUAGACCCAGAUUUGCAUGAUUUUUUAAAAACAACUCUAAGCAUUAUAUGAAAAAGAAACAGAUGUUCCCAGAUUGAGUAUAAGAAAAAUGUAGCAAUAAGAUAAAGUCCAUCUUACCAUCUUUGUUACACAAAAUGGCGAAGUCUACACUACGUGCUGUCCGUAGAGUCAGUGCUGUGGGCUGAUGUUAUCACAAGUCAUCUUAGAACUCAGCAAUUACUUGAAAUGCCAGAAAUAAGAAAGUGGUUCACCAGCACGGAAACUCCACGUUUGUUGUGUGGUGUUCCUGCUGUGGCUCCAAGCUCAGUGGUAGAAGAGGAUGGUGGUCACACACCAGCCCUCCGAACCUGAGGCCCCGGGUGCCUUCCAGUGCUGCUGUUGACCACCCUUGCUCUGCCUCCCUCUUCGUGACCUGACAUACUCCCCUUUGCCGCUUCUGCCUCAGGUCUGGUUGGAUGACGCUGACUGUGGUGAGUGGGAGUUUAAGACUAUCGGCAGAUUGCGUGUAUGUGUGUGUGUACAUCUUCUUCGUUACAGAAGAUUUUUUUUAUAGGAUCAGCCUGUCCCCAAGCUUUUUAAAUAGGAUUAGACUUCUCUUUAUUUUUCUUUUCUUUUUCUUUUUUUGCAGCUGUGAGUCUGUGUGUAGAGAAAGACAGGUGGUGGGCACCAAACCUGGGAAAGCUGCUAUUUUUCCUACUGCAAAUUUUAGACCUGCCUCUGGUCCUGGUGGGUGAGCUUUUAAGGAACUUGGAUCUUACUAGCUUUGGCAUGUUCCCUAAAUGCCCUCUGACCUCCGGGAUGCCUUGAGUCCCAGGAAUGUUGGGCCUGAGGUGAGGGUGCUCUCGUGGAUACCCAGCCAGGUUUGCUUUCCCUCCCUAUGAUCCAGUUCUUAGCCAGAGCACGUUUCAUAAUGCUUCCACCAGAGGGUGAGAAAAUGAUGGGAAAAGGAGUAAGAGACAACUGCUCACCCUAUCGCCCUUUGCAGCUUUGCCCCUAAUCCCCACUUGCCAAAGAAUGAUGUAUCCAUGGAUAAUUGCAUUGGACAUGACUAAGUACAGUCUGGAAGUUCUUUUUAUUUAUCUACUGAGAGAGAUCUAACAAAGAACCAAAAGAAAAAAUUUGAUCAAUCAGUUUGUUCCUUGGUGCCAGCACAGGGGACAGGUUUUAGAGUUAAGUGAAUCUGGGUUCAGAUGUCAGUGUUGCUCUGUAAUGUUGAACAAAUUGUUUAAACUCUCUAAUUCUAUUGUUUUCAUCUAUAAAAUGGGGAUAAUAAUAUCUACCUCAUAGGAUUAUUGUGAGAAUUAGCGUAUAUGUAGACUACAGGGAACUUAAUAAAUGUCAUCUCCCUCCCCUACUUCCUCUGCCCCACAUUAAAGUCUGUGGCCCAGCCAUGGUAACAUGCGCUGGACGCUGUUGCUCAGCAGGCUGGGGCCACACAGGAGGCCCAGGUUCAAAUCCUGGCUCACCCUAAAAGCCACACAUGUGGCUACACACCUAUAGUCCCAGAACUUGGGAGGCUGAGACAGGAGGACCAUGAAAUAGUGAAAUUCUGUCAAAAAAAUUAAAUAUAAAAAAAAGACUAACAGAUUAGCAUUACAGAUGUCCAGAUCAUUCUUCAUUCCAAUUUAAAGAACAAUCCUUUUCUCUCCGGUUCUCAAACUUUAAGAUGCAGUAAAAUCACCUAGAACACUUGAAACUAAGGAUUCCUAGUCCUCAAACCCCCAGCCUGCUGAAUCGGAAUGUUUGCAGAAAGCACUGAGAAUCUAUGUUUUAAUAUGUGUCCCAGUGAUUAAGAUAUAGGUAAUUAGCUAGCUGCACUUUGAGAACCAUUGCCUUAUUUAUCCUUCAUGAAAAUGCCCUUUUUCCAGGUCUUUAUUUUUUCUGUGGACAUAAGCUGGUUCCUCUGGUCUUUGCCUUCCAUAGUCAUCCCCUUUGCAUACUCUAACUAUAAUAUAUUUGGUUAUUUAUGUGUCUCUUUUCUCCCCCAGACUGUGAGCUCCUUAAGGGCCAGGAUUUAUCUCUAUUUCCAGUGCCAAUGACAUGGCCUGGGCCAACUAUUUGUUGACUAAAUAAAUGAUAUGAACUUUAACCAAAA
Molecule: messenger RNA, 4099 nt
Organism: Tupaia belangeri chinensis (Chinese tree shrew)
Lineage: Eukaryota; Metazoa; Chordata; Mammalia; Scandentia; Tupaiidae
Gene: ATPAF1
Product: ATP synthase mitochondrial F1 complex assembly factor 1
Exons: 10
Coding region: 230-1276 (348 amino acids)
Biological process (GO): mitochondrial proton-transporting ATP synthase complex assembly
Cellular component (GO): mitochondrion
Source: RefSeq, a predicted model, not a curated record